AUGCAGACUGCUUCUAAAAACAUUUGUGAAAGCAUGGGUUGCUCUCAGGAGCUCAGUGAAUUCAAGCAUGGUACCGUGAUAGGUUGCCACCUGUGCAAUAAGUUCAUCCAUGAAAUUUCCUUGCUACUAAAUAUUCCACAGGCAACUGUUAGUGGUAUUAUACCAAAGUGGAAGCAACUGGAAACAACAGCAACUCAGCCACGAAUGCGGGGUCAGGGCAUGCUGAAGCGCACAACGCACAGAAGUCACCAACUGUCUGCCAAGUCAAUAGCUAAAGACCUCCAAACUUCCUGUGGUCUUCAGAUUAGCACAACAACAGUGUGUAGGGAGCUUCAUGGAAAGAGUUUCCAUGGC
Staurois parvus is the source of this 354-nucleotide messenger RNA. Lineage: Eukaryota; Metazoa; Chordata; Amphibia; Anura; Ranidae. The record is from the annotation of a GenBank genome assembly.